AUGAGUGGGACACCGACCAGCACGGGGCAGCCGGCCCGCCGCCGGUUUGCCCCUGUCCCCAUCGAGACCACCUUUGAGCGUUUCCGCAAGAACGUUUCGCAGGCUGCUCCGGCCGUCCCUACCGCUCCGACCGCCGAGCUCACACCGUCUCCAUCUCCCCAGUCCGAAGCACCGCCGCCAACAUUGUGGACAUUGGACCCCAGCCGUCUUCCGGCGCGAGCCAAGCCGCGUCGUUUUGCCCCGCAACUCAUCGAGUCGUCGCGCCGCUCCCGCCGCAUCGGUGACAUUGGCCCUGCCACCCGGCCCACCGACAAGACCGACAUUACGCCCUACCACAACCACAUCUAUGCCCCCAAGGCCCGAAAGAAGCACCGCAAGGUCCAGUCCCUGGCCCGUCGUGAGUCCUGCGACGAGGAGACCGCUGCUCAUGUCUUUGAGAUGCUGGCCCGCGAGGCCGAAAAGCGGCUGCUCGAAGAGGCCGCCCUGGCAGCCUUCCCCAACAGCCGCGCCCGUGCCGGUGGUGCCGAGCAUUUCGUGAUCCGCGAAGGCUCCGACGACGACGACAGCUCCGAAGGUCAGGGCCGCAGCCGCGAAGCGACAGGACCUGGCCCGCACGUCCACUUGCGCACCACUACUCGCCGCACACGUCGUGAUUCGUACACGGAAGACGUGGGCUGGGCGCUGCGCGAGAUGCAGGAGCACCACGAGCAGCUGACCAAGGUGCGCGGGGCCUCUUUUACGUCAGGUUCGCCGUACAUCGCACCAGGAAGCGAGGCUGCGGCGCCGGCCACGCCUGACAAUGCGCAUGCCCGUGCCGUGUCGGUUCCGCGGCCCACACAGCUCGACCGCAUUUCCACCUUUGAUUUGGACCAGAUGAGCAUCGAAAGCCCCCCGACCGACCCCAUCUGGACGACCACGGCGCGCCAAGCGACGCAAGACUCCGCCAUUCAUCCCAUUGGCGAGACGUUUAUGCCCUACAUUCCUGAGGAGCCGCUGGAACUGCCCGGUAUUAACGAGGGCUUCCGGGGCAUCCCGGCUUACGCCCGCAAGCUGCGGGAAGCCGAGGGCGAUGUCGACGAGGAUGACGACGAGGAUUUAUUACGGCAAAGCGCCACGCCCACGACGCGUCCAAUUGGUGAGACAUCUAUGCCGUAUAUAUCGACCGCAUCCGCUGGAAACGCGGCCACGGGCGUUGCUCACACAUCUGCUCCGUCUGCUCCGUCUGCUCCGUCCGCUCUCUCUGUCCCAGCUGCCACAACCACAGAGGUCCGGGUCACACCCGACACAGCCACCCAGAUUCCGACCGAGACCAGCUUCCGGGGACGCAACGCCUAUGCUGGCUACCGCAACCGCGACCUGUUUGCAUCGGAGCGCGACGUGCACAGGCUGCGAAAGAAGUCGCCGCCCAUGCUGGGCAAGGAGCUGGUGUUCCCCAAGUGUGCGUCGCCGAAGCAGACCAAGCUGGAGCCUGAGUUCUUGUGGUCCAUCAACGACGUCAUGGAAAAGUCGUCGCACCAGGACGAGGGGCAGGGCCAAGGAGGACAAGGGAACGCCGCCAACGGUGGCCAAAGCAGUUCCACCAAGCCCGCUGGACAGCAUGGUCUGUGGAACGGUCUUUGCAUCGCCAGCGACAAGACGCAAGCCGUUGUCCCCCUGGAGCGGCCUGCUCUCCUCGAAACCCCCUUCCCGCCCAGCAGCCCCGGCGACCCAUUUGCCCGCGCCUUUAGCCAGAGCGCAGUGAGCGGCGACCUGGACACCAUGUAUGAGGAGCCAUCCCACAUCGACGGCACGCAGUCGUCGCAUGGUCACCAGGGUCCCGGCCUCCAUGGCCUGCACAGUCUGCAUGGGCUGCAUGGUCUCCACGGCCUCCACGGCAAGACCACGCACGCCGAGCCGAGAGGACUCCACAUGCUGGUCGGCCUCGACGAGCGUCUACGGCAGGAAAAGGCCGCCGCCGAGCUCGAGGAGAGCAUCGCCGCCGAGUUUACCGACAGGUUUGUGACGCAGGUCUACAACUACCUGUCGCUCGGGUACCCGUCCAUGGCGUGGUCCUACGACGACGAGCUGUCCAAGAUCUCGCGCAUCCCGGUGGACGAGCUGUCGCAGGACGAUCUGAGCGGGAGCAGCAGCGACGGCGGUGACGGCAGUCAAGGCAGUGGGGAUGGGGGACAACGGCCCGUCUUUGCUCGCGGCUCCUCGGCCAAGGGCCACAUCUCUCUCGACGACGACGACCGCGCGGCGGCCUUGGCGGCAGCGUCUGCCACGUCUUCGGAUAGCGACGGUAGUCCCCCUCCCGACGGCAGCAGCAGCAGCAGCAACAACAGCAGCAGCAACGGCAGUCAUAGCAGCUACAACCACGACAGCUACCCGCGCUGGCGUGCGCUCAAGAUUUACAUUUACGAGUGGGCCCGCCAGCACCCCGACCUCAACAGCAUCAGUCCGCUGGCCUGGGGCGUGCGGGAACGGCGCGGCAGUUGGGGUGUGUAA
Messenger RNA from Sporothrix brasiliensis 5110, 2487 nucleotides. RefSeq lists its product as uncharacterized. The record is from RefSeq and is a predicted model, not a curated record. The coding region runs from base 1 to 2487 and encodes 828 amino acids. The transcript has a single exon. NCBI's taxonomy places the organism in Eukaryota, Fungi, Ascomycota, Sordariomycetes, Ophiostomatales, Ophiostomataceae.